CUUUCCCUUGUGUCGGCUCAACCUUGGGCUUUAGCAAUAGCCGAACCUUUUCUUCUUCUCUCAUCGCCUCUCUCUCUAUCUCCUUUGUUAUAUUCUCUAUCCUCCGCCGUCCAAAGAGAAACGUCAACCGGAGAAAUUUUCGAGAUGUCGACUGGAUUAGAUAUGUCUCUCGACGAUAUGAUCGCCAAGAACCGUAAGUCUCGUGGUGGAACCGGCCCCGCCCGUGGAUCUGGAUCUGGUUCCGGAUCCGGACCGGGUCCAACGCGCCGCAACAACCCUAAUCGGAAAUCAAAUCGAUCUGCUCCAUACCAAUCAGCCAAGGCGCCGGAGUCCACCUGGGGUCACGACAUGUUCUCCGAUAGAUCUGAAGAUUCCCCUUCCCGUUCCAGCCGUUCUUCCGCCGGAAUCGAAACUGGAACCAAGCUUUUCAUCUCCAAUUUGGAUUACGGUGUCAUGAACGAAGACAUUAAGGAACUAUUUGCUGAAGUUGGGGAACUUAAACGUUACACAGUCCAUUUCGAUAGGAGUGGAAGAUCUAGGGGAACUGCUGAAGUAGUGUACUCUCGGCGUGGUGAUGCACUCGCAGCUGUGAAGAAGUAUAACGAUGUUCAACUGGAUGGAAAACCCAUGAAGAUAGAGAUUUUGGGAACCAAUCUUCAAUCCGCUGGUAGACCUGCAAAUGGAAACUCCAAUGGUGCUCCAUGGAGCAGAGGAGGACAAGGGAGAGGUGGUCAACAACGUGGUGGUGGGAGUAGUGGUGGUCGAGGAGCCGGUGGCCGAGGUGGUGGUGGCGGCGGCCGUGGCAGGCGUCCUGGUAAGGGCCCUGCAGAGAAGAUAUCUGCUGAAGAUCUUGAUGCAGAUCUCGAUAAGUAUCAUUCUGGAGAUAUGGAGACAAACUAAGGAAAAGUGACUGAGCUUCUCAAACCACAAGAGGGUUUAGGAGGGAAGGAAUCUGAGAAAAACGUUUGCCAGAGUCUUUGGCCACUUGGAGCCUUUUUGGCUGUGUGUUGUUCAUUUGUUUCAUUAGAAUUACAUAUAGAAUUGAUAAUCUGUGUUAGACUUUAAUUUAAAGUUGUUAUCUUAAUACCUUCGAGUAAAAGGCAGAGGAAGGAAUACCAGUUUCAUCUACAGAUCAUAUGCGGUCCAGAAACCAGGGUUUGGUUAAAAGACUUCUAAUUCUGGUGA
This is a messenger RNA of Camelina sativa (false flax), 1185 nucleotides long. The record is from RefSeq and is a predicted model, not a curated record. NCBI's taxonomy places the organism in Eukaryota, Viridiplantae, Streptophyta, Magnoliopsida, Brassicales, Brassicaceae.